This is a messenger RNA of Acanthosepion pharaonis, 1410 nucleotides long. Lineage: Eukaryota; Metazoa; Mollusca; Cephalopoda; Sepiida; Sepiidae. The record is from the annotation of a GenBank genome assembly.
AUGAAAUCUGCCAUCGAAAAGGCUAAAUCGAGCAGCCGUGACAUUGACAUGUGUCAGCCCGGGUUUGAAGGACCAACAUGCCAGGGGGAGAUUGAUUAUUGUGCAUCCAGGCCAUGUCAAAAUGAUGGUAUCUGUCUGAAAAAGGUAUCAGGCUUUUAUAGGUGUCGAUGUUUACCUGGAUUCACAGGAAGAAACUGCGAGACUGAUAUUAACGAAUGUGCCUCUGUUCCUUGCCGUAAUGGUGGUUCAUGUAUACAAGGUGCACCAAACCAUUACACUUGUAUCUGUCCUGCAGGGUUGACAGGCAAAUCUUGUGAAAUUGACAUUGAUGAAUGUGCUUCUCACCCAUGCCGCAAUGCAUCAGACAUCUCAGAGUGUGACUCAUCUCCUUGCCUAAAUAAUGGGACAUGCUUUGAAAUUGAACCCGGUUCAUUUCAAUGCCAUUGUGCAGAAGGAUUCACUGGGAAUUUCUGUUUUGAGGAAAUUAAUGAAUGCCAAUCUCAGCCAUGUCAAAAUGGAGGCUACUGUUUGGAGGGGAAACCAGGCACCUUUACCUGUAAAUGCCAGAAUGGAUUUUAUGGGGACAGAUGUCAGCAAGAGGAAGUUUGCCACAACAAGUGCUGGAACGGGGGUCGAUGUGAGGAACUGGAUGCUUUUCGGUACAGAUGCCAUUGUCAAUCAGGUUUCACAGGUCAUAACUGUGAACAAAACAUAAACGAAUGUUUAAGUAACCCAUGUAAACAUCGAGGCAUUUGCAUUGAUCAGAUUAAUGGCUACAUUUGUAAAUGCAUGAAAGGUACUGGAGGUCGUUUCUGUGAAAUCAACUUUGACAAUUGCAAUCCAAACAGAUGUUAUGCUGGCGCUCGCUGUACAGAUUGGAUUGAUGAUUUUUAUUGCCACUGCCCAGAUUAUUUAACUGGAAAAAUCUGCAAUGAAACCAAACCUGGCAGGAAAUUCCUGAACUGUGAUGAAAACUUUUGCUUUAAUGAUGGAAUUUGUCUUAUUGAUGAAAACCAAAGACAAUUCUGUGCCUGCCCAAAAGGAUUUGAAGGAACAAACUGCCAAACAGACAUUAUGGAAUGUACUCCAAAUCGUUGUUAUGGAAAUGCUAAAUGUACUGACUGGAUAGAUGAUUUUUAUUGUCACUGUCCAUUGUGGUCAGUGGGAAAAUUGUGUGACAACGUCACAGUGACCACCCCUGGAGGACAAAGUGGACGUUAUGUCCGAGGUACAGCAUCAACCAGUAUUGAUGGAACAACUUUGGCCAUUUUGCUGUCUCUCCUUUAUGGUAUUAUCUUAUUAAUAAUUCUUAUUGCUUUCAUAUGGACAAGGAAAAAGAGAAAGGGUCCAAGAGAUUUUUGCUUUGAGAUUCCAUUCAACCGAUAUUAUCAUAUACCCGACCUGAUGUAA